AUGUGACAAAUAUUGCUUUUCCACUUAUAAUACGGAAAAGAUUUACAUUCAAAAUGAAGUCAUUUGAGUAAAAGAAAAUGUGGCUGUCUAAAAGGAAAAUGCGAAGUGGAUAAUUUCUUGAAGAUGGAGCAGCAGCCAAGCUGGACAGAUGACCUGCCGCUCUGCCACCUCUCUGGAGUGGGCUCAGCCUCCAACCGCAGCUACUCUGCCGAUGGCAAGGGCACUGAGAGCCACCCGCUGGAGGACAACUGGCUCAAGUUCAGGAGUGAGAACAACUGCUUCCUGUAUGGGGUCUUCAACGGCUACGAUGGCAACCGGGUGACCAACUUCGUGGCCCAGCGUCUGUCCGCGGAGCUCCUGCUGGGCCAGCUCAAUGCUGAGCACACAGAGGCCGACGUGCGGCGUGUGCUGCUGCAGGCCUUCGACGUGGUGGAGAGGAGCUUCCUGGAGUCCAUUGAUGAUGCUUUAGCUGAGAAGGCCAGCCUCCAGUCCCAGCUGCCAGAGGGGGUCCCCCAGCACCAGCUGCCUCCUCAAUAUCAGAAGAUCCUCGAAAGACUCAAGGUGUUGGAGAGGGAGAUUUCCGGCGGGGCCAUGGCCGUGGUGGCGGUCCUUCUCAACAACAAGCUUUACGUCGCCAAUGUCGGUACAAACCGUGCACUUUUAUGCAAAUCCACGGUGGACGGGCUACAGGUGACACAGCUGAACGUGGACCACACCACGGAGAACGAGGAUGAGCUCUUCCGCCUCUCACAGCUGGGUUUGGACGCAGGAAAGAUCAAGCAAGUGGGGAUCCUCUGCGGGCAGGAGAGCACCAGGCGCAUUGGGGACUACAAGGUCAAGUACGGCUACACUGACAUCGACCUGCUCAGCGCCGCCAAGUCCAAGCCAAUCAUCGCAGAGCCCGAAAUCCACGGUGCACAGCCCCUGGACGGGGUGACUGGCUUCCUGGUGCUGAUGUCUGAGGGGCUGUACAAGGCCCUGGAGGCAGCCCAUGGGCCUGGGCAGGCCAACCAGGAGAUCGCUGCCAUGAUUGACACUGAGUUUGCCAAGCAGACUUCCCUGGAUGCAGUGGCCCAGGCUGUGGUGGACCGGGUAAAGCGUAUCCACGGUGACACCUUCGCCAGUGGCGGGGAGCGUGCCAAGUUCUGCCCGCGGCACGAGGACAUGACCCUCCUGGUCAGGAACUUCGGCUACCCGCUGGGUGAAAUGAGCCAGCCCACAGCAUCCCAGGCCUCAGCCGCAGGAGGACGUGUGUACCCCGUGUCCGUGCCUUACUCGAGCAGCCAGAGCACCAGCAAGACCAGCGUGACCCUCUCCCUCGUCAUGCCCUCGCAGGGCCAGCUGGUCAAUGGAGCCCACAGCGCUUCCACCCUGGACGAAGCCACCCCCACCCUCACCAACCAGAGCCCGACCCUGACCUUGCAGUCCACCAACACGCACACCCAGAGCAGCAGCUCCAGCUCCGACGGGGGGCUGUUCCGCUCCCGGCCCGCCCAUUCGCUGCCGCCGGGAGAGGACGGCCGUGUGGAGCCCUACGUGGACUUUGCUGAGUUUUACCGCCUCUGGAGCGUGGACCAUGGGGAGCAGAGCGUGAUGACAGCACCGUAGCCCGGGCCAGGGAGUGCAGCCUGCACAGGAUCCUGCAUGGGGACGAGGGGCUCACCUCUGGGGCAGGACGGCUUUUGUCCUGCCCGUUACCUGUGCCGUGGGGGCCAGUGGGUGCCAGUCGGCCCUCUGUUGGCACCAAACUCUCAGCCCCCAGCUCUUGGUGCUGUACGAAUAUCCUCUCAGAGAGCGCCAGUGCAGACUGGACCCCUUGGGUAUACCUUGUCGCUGCACAGGGGCUGGAGGCCACCCCUCAGGCAGCCAGGACCGUCUCCGUUUCUCAGAACAUAGGCGCAGGUGUGGAAGCUGAGCUGGCCCUGAAGCCCACGUGUGGGGCAGAAAGGGAGGAGGUUCUCCUGUGACCCUCAUGCCACAGGCCAAGCAGCCACUGCUUUCUCCACGCCACGCCCCUCUAGCCAACCUCCCCUGGAAGAGCCUGUGGCCACUGUUAGUGCCCCCUCCCCACCAGGCAGUGAUUCCCCUUCUCCAGCCUCCAGAGUGGACUCCGGGCUGGUGUGUGACCCUUCGAAGCCUGUAGCCGCCCCUGGGCCCGUUCCUGGGUCCGCCCACUUGUCAGCGGUAAAUGGUCAGGAAGACCAGGGAGGUGUUGGCCUGGGAGGGCUGCAGAGGGCCAGGCUGGCCUGGGCCCUGAGCUAGAACGUCUUACACGUGUUCUCUGCCUUCCAUGGGCCGGGCUGCCGUCGGUCGGUAGGCUUGUGUUCCUAUUUUCAGAGGAGAAGCAGGCCCAGGAGACACAGCUUGCCCAAGUCCCACGGUCGGUCCGUGGUGGAGCAGAACAGACCUCCUGUUAGGCCCCAAGGCCUCCCGGAUUCUGCGGGCCCCUCCCCAGUUCCCCGCCUCCUGCCCCACGAGGCAGCCUCCGCUGUGCUUGGACUCCGUCCGAAAAGUCAAGGCGGGUUCCAAGGCCCUGCUCGCUCUGUGGCCCCAGAACACAGUUCCCUACGGAAGUGCACGUGCGGCACAAGCAGCAGAAAUGCGAGUCUCAGCAGAGCCCUCACUCCCCCUGCACUACGAAGCCAUGUCUGUUCUUCAGGUGAUGGAUUUAAAAUUAGUCACAAAGGCUAGGGAACAAAGGGAAUUCUCUUCUAAGAAUGUCUCAGUGAUGCUGUUUCAUCUCUAGAAAUAGAAUCACUUUUUUACCGCAAUAAAUAAACAAUAAGUGGUGGUAUUAAA
This is a messenger RNA of Rhinolophus ferrumequinum (greater horseshoe bat), 2799 nucleotides long. RefSeq names its product TGF-beta activated kinase 1 (MAP3K7) binding protein 1 (gene TAB1). Gene Ontology annotation, biological process: protein dephosphorylation. NCBI's taxonomy places the organism in Eukaryota, Metazoa, Chordata, Mammalia, Chiroptera, Rhinolophidae. Gene Ontology annotation, molecular function: protein serine/threonine phosphatase activity. The record is from RefSeq and is a predicted model, not a curated record. Gene Ontology annotation, cellular component: cytosol. Bases 124 to 1608 code for a protein of 494 amino acids. The transcript is spliced from 11 exons.